Molecule: messenger RNA, 2991 nt
Organism: Jaculus jaculus (lesser Egyptian jerboa)
Lineage: Eukaryota; Metazoa; Chordata; Mammalia; Rodentia; Dipodidae
Gene: Plekhh3
Product: pleckstrin homology, MyTH4 and FERM domain containing H3
Exons: 13
Coding region: 433-2802 (789 amino acids)
Biological process (GO): signal transduction
Cellular component (GO): cytoskeleton
Source: RefSeq, a predicted model, not a curated record
GCAGGGAGCGCAGCGCGCGCCGCCCGGGCCCCGGCCACCGGACGCCCUACCGGACACGACCCUCCCUGGAGCUUGGACAACUGCCCACCACGGACACUGCACCGGACACUGCCCCCCUACAAGGCUGGACACUACCACGGACACUACUUCCCAGCUCCGGACAUUGCUCCCUGUUCCCUUCCCCCGGCCCUGGAAGCUCUCCCCCCCAACCCCCUCCGGGGGCUCAGACAUUGAGCGCCCCCCCCCCCCGCAGGCUCUGGCUAACAUCCUCUUGCACCCCAGUAUACUGGACAUUGCCUCCUCCCUGUACCCCCUCCUACCUCUCCCGCCUCUUCUUUCUCCUGCUGGAAGUCGAAGCCCCGCCGGUUUCUCGGAUCCCCCCGCGGCUCGGCCGAAGCUGCCCGCGCCCCCAUCCCCCGGCUGCUCGCCCGGAUGCCUCUCCCCGGGGGGCUGUGGUGGCUUCUCUGCUGCCGUCGAGGCUUCACUCUUCUGCACCGGGACUACGGGGACGGCGAGCUUAGCGGGGACGGGGACGAAGACGAGGACGAGGAGACCUUUGAGCUACGGACCCCGAGUCCAGCGGGCGGCGGGAGGGGUCCCCUGGACGUGACACUGACUCAGCCAGCGAGGAGCGGGCAGGUCACAGACAGGCUGCAGAGCUGGGAAGAGACCUGGAGCCUCAUCCCAGAAAAAGGGUUGCCUGAGGACGACCCCGACGUCAUUGUGAAAGGUUGGCUGUACCGCGAGCCUCGCGGAGGAGGGGCGCGACCAUGGCUGCCCCCUCGACGUGCCUGGUUCGUGCUCACGAGAGACUCUCUGGAUCAGUUCAGCAGCAGCGGGAAGGGGGCCAGGCGCCUCGGGAGCCUGGUGCUCACGAGCCUGUGCUCGGUAACUGGCCCGGAGCGCAGGCCCAAGGAGACCGGUCUGUGGUCGGUGACUGUGUCUGGCCGGAAACACAGCAUGCGGCUCUGCUCUCCUCGCCAGGCAGAGGCCGAGCGCUGGGGGGCGGCACUGCGUGAAGUGAUCGCCUCCAAGGCUCCACUGGAGACCCCCACUCAACUACUGCUCAGGGACAUACAGGAGAGCUGUGGGGACCCAGAGGCGGUGGCCCUCAUCUACAGGCGGAACCCGAUCCUGAGGCACACCAGUGGUGCCUUGUACGCCCCACUCCUGCCCCUGCCCUAUGGAGUCAGUGCUCCAGGCCCAGGCUAUGCACCCUUACGAGAGGAGGCGGUUAGGCUGUUCCUGGCACUGCAGGCACUGGAGGGGGCGCAGCGGCCUGGGCCCCUGAUGCAGGGUGUGCUCCAAACCUGCGGAGACCUGCCUGCACUCCGGGAUGAGCUCUUCCUGCAACUAGCUAAGCAGACCUCUGGCCCUUCGGGUCCCCCUGGGCUCCCUGCUGCUGAAGACCCUGCGGCCCUGCGGUACUGGCAGCUCCUCACUUGCAUGAGCUGCACCUUCAGGCCCGGUGGAGCUGUUCGAGGACACCUGCUGGGACAUUUGGAGAGGACGGAGCAGGCACUCCCGGACUCCGAACUGGCAGAGUACGCGCGCUUCAUCCGGAAAGCGCUGGGCCGGACGCGCGGACGAGAGCUGGUGCCAUCGUUGGCAGAGAUUUCCGCGCUGAGCCGCAGGCAGGAGCUGCUGUGCACUGUGCAUUGCCCCGGAGCUGGCGCCUGUCCGGUGGCCAUCGACUCACACACCACAGCUGGAGAGGUGGCUCGGGAGCUGGUGGGACGUCUGGGUUUGGCCCGGAGCCGGAAUGCAUUCGCACUGUACGAGCAGAGAGGGACCCAGGAGCGGGCCUUGGCUGGGGGGACCCUCGUAGCCGACGUGCUCACCAGGUUUGAGAAUCUGGCCUCCGAAGAAGCCGGGCCGGAGGACUCAUCGGACUCCGGAUGGAGACUGUGUCUUCGUCUUCACGGACCUCUGCACCCUGAGGGGCUGUCCCCAGAUAGUCACGAAUUGCCUUUCCUCUUUGAGCAGGCCCACGCUCUGCUCCUGCGAGGCCGGCCGCCCCCGCCCGACGACACGCUGCGCGCCCUGGCGGCGCUGCGCCUGCAGAGUCUGCACCGGGACUUCUCCCCGCGCGCGCCCCUGCCCCGCCUGGACCGCCUGCUGCCGCCGCCCCCGCGGGAACCCCCGGCUCACCCUGCGCCCAGGCCGCCCGCCUCCACCGCCCUGCUGGCUGGGGCGCUCUGGAGUCCCGGCUUGGCCAAGAGGCGGGCGGAGCGUGCGUCCCGGCGUGGAGGCUUGGCGGGAAGCGCACCCCACGAAGAAGCGGGAGGUGGCACGGCGGCGGCUGCGGUGCUGGGCGGCUGGAAGCGGCUGCGGGGCAUGGGCAGAGCUGAGGCCAUGGCUACCUACCUGGCUCUGGCGGCGCAGUGUCCCGGGUUCGGAGCUGCUCGGUAUGACGUUCUGGAGCUGAGCACGGAGCCUGGUGGAGGUGCUCCACAGAAGCUAUGCCUGGGCCUGGGAGCCAAGGCCAUGUCCCUCUCCAGGCCUGGUGAGACAGAGCCCAUCCACAGUGUCAGCUAUGGCCAUGUGGCCGCCUGCCAGUUAAUAGGACCCCAUACCCUGGCACUGAGGGUGGGCGAAAGCCAGCUCCUCCUGCAGAGUCCCCAGGUGGAAGAGAUCAUGCAGCUGGUGAAUGCCUACUUGGCCAACCCCUCCCCAGAGAGGCCCUGCAGCAGCUCUGUUCCUCCAUGCCAAGACCUGCCAGGCACCUCCCCUCCCGGCCAGCACCAAGACCUGGACGAGCCCCAGGGACAGUGCGGCUGCUUGGGGCAGCUGCAGGACUGAGCCUGCCAAGAGGUCACGACUUCUUUCCUGCCUCCAGCCUGGGCCAGGACUGCUCCGAGACUUGAGGAAACCAUGGACCCUUUUGGCCCUGCAGGGACAGGGUAUACCCACACCCAAGGACUGCAAUGGGCGUGGACAGUUUUCUAGUUUGUUUCUUAAUUUAUUUGUAGAACAGAAGCAAAAAACAAA